AUGAGUCUGAACGUGCUUGUGCUCAUGGAGCGAAUAUCCGACGGCCAAAGUUCUCCAGCUGAGGUUUCGACUUCGGGAUUGUUUCAGAGGCUCAGGCACAACACGGAGCUCAGGCAGUGGUUCGAAGGAUCUUGGUUGUGUAGCUGCAGCGGCCCCAGAAACGCGCCGCAGUCAAGUCUUGGUUUCAUGUUUUCGAAGAGAAGCGAGCAUGGCAAUCCGUCCGUGCAAGAGAAGAUUGAGGUCAACUCCUCGACUUUCGACAUGUCACUUGAAGAGGAAGGAGAAGAAGUCUACUCAAGGCGAAAGUGUCUCGGGCUGAUCAUGAAAGCCAGCCUGAAAGGGAAGCAGGGGCUGCGAAUAGAAGCAGUCGCACCAGAAGGUCCUGCCAAGGAUAGUGGGGUGAUCAAGGUUGGCAUGUACCUGACGUCGAUCAAUGAGACCAGUCUGGUGGAGCUGGAAAAGGCACCUUGCUGCUGUCAUGGACCUGUUCUGACCGAGAAGCAGGAGAUGCUAGGAAACGAUGACAGCUUCCAAGGGAAAGAAUCGCUGUGGUUUCAGCGCAUCAUGUCGAUCAUAGAAGAGGGAGGCGACGACGUCAGAGUCACUCUAGUGAAAGAUGGGAAGAACAAACAGAUCUCAGUCCGGCUGACAAGGAGAGAGUUGAACUGCGGUGUGAGAUUCUCGGAGAUGGCCCUGUCGCGCUCAGGACGCAAUCUGAGGUUAUAG
This is a messenger RNA of Guillardia theta CCMP2712, 726 nucleotides long. RefSeq lists its product as hypothetical. The coding region runs from base 1 to 726 and encodes 241 amino acids. Gene Ontology annotation, molecular function: protein binding. The record is from RefSeq and is a predicted model, not a curated record. NCBI's taxonomy places the organism in Eukaryota, Cryptophyceae, Pyrenomonadales, Geminigeraceae. The transcript has 5 exons.